This is a messenger RNA of Podarcis raffonei (Aeolian wall lizard), 3285 nucleotides long. It is a transcript of the gene UBE2H, whose product is annotated as ubiquitin conjugating enzyme E2 H. The record is from RefSeq and is a predicted model, not a curated record. Bases 323 to 874 code for a protein of 183 amino acids. Gene Ontology annotation, biological process: protein polyubiquitination; ubiquitin-dependent protein catabolic process. Lineage: Eukaryota; Metazoa; Chordata; Lepidosauria; Squamata; Lacertidae. Gene Ontology annotation, cellular component: nucleus. The transcript has 7 exons. Gene Ontology annotation, molecular function: ubiquitin conjugating enzyme activity.
CCGAGACAGCGGCCGGAGCAGGAGCAGCAAUCCGGGAGCGGGAGGGCGCAGGAAGCUGUGAGGGGGGGUCAGGAAGCUGAGGCUGAGGAGAGAGGCGGAGGAGGGGGGAAGCCCGCGGGGCAGGAAGAGCCGGCUCGUGAAGGGAGGGGCCGCGGAGGCGAGAAGGGCUCGGGCGGCGGGGGGAGAGGCCUCCGCGCAGGCGCAGAGCGGGGCUCGGACCCCCACCUCCUGAAGCGCCCCCCCAGCGGAAAAGGGGUCCUGACAGGACAAGAGAGGCAGCUCCAGACUCCGCCCGGGAGGGGCCGCCGGCCGGGGGGCCACCAUGUCCUCCCCCAGCCCGGGCAAGAGGCGGAUGGACACCGACGUGGUCAAGCUUAUUGAAAGUAAACAUGAAGUCACCAUCCUAGGAGGACUCAAUGAAUUUGUAGUGAAGUUCUAUGGACCACAAGGAACACCGUACGAAGGUGGCGUGUGGAAAGUUAGAGUGGACCUUCCUGACAAAUACCCCUUCAAAUCCCCAUCUAUAGGAUUCAUGAAUAAAAUUUUCCAUCCCAAUAUUGACGAAGCGUCAGGAACUGUAUGUCUAGAUGUAAUUAAUCAGACUUGGACAGCUCUGUACGAUCUUACCAAUAUAUUUGAGUCGUUCCUGCCCCAGUUGCUGGCGUACCCCAACCCCAUAGAUCCCCUUAAUGGUGACGCGGCAGCCAUGUACCUUCACCGACCAGAAGAAUACAAACAGAAAAUUAAAGAAUACAUUCAGAAAUAUGCAACAGAGGAAGCGCUAAAAGAGCAGGAAGAAGGCACUGGGGACAGCUCUUCGGAGAGCUCCAUGUCUGACUUUUCAGAGGACGAGGCCCAGGAUAUGGAGUUGUAGUAGAAGCAGCACCCUGCUUUUCAGAAAGACUGACUUCCUAACCACGCGCUGAGAAGCAGACUAUAAUAUUCAUAUUUAAACAAAGCAAUUUUUUAUUACUAAACAAGGUUUUUAUGAAUAAUAGCAUUGAGAUAUAUAUACAUAUAUAUAUAUAUCACCCUUUAGAUCUUGAUUUCUUUUGGUCAUUUCUCAGAGCCCAAAAGUGCAUCGUAGCGCAUUUCCCACAUUCCACUCAGUAGCAAUAUGCAGCCCAGAUGCAUGCGAGGCAUCCGUUUAUAAUUCCAUUUGAGCAAAGGCAACUUGUGGGCUACUGAACUGUCAACCUAAAAAAAAACCACAAAAAAAAACAGCUGCUUUGCUAGGGAGAGGGUCUGGAUGUUCCCUUUUUUUUCCUCCCUGCCCCCCACUUUUAUUAUUAUUAUUAAUGGUUCCAAAGAUGACAGGAUACCCUCAGAUGCAAAAGCUGAGCAGCGCUUGCAGACCGUCGGAGAGAAAUAUUGGGGGAUAAACGCGAGAGGCAGUGAAGUCGGAAAGGUCCUUUUUCGAUUCAGCUCGGCCGCUUUACACUUUAAACGGAGUUGCAUUUUUAAGAAACGAAACACUGUCGCCAGAAUACGCCGACUUCUUCGAAGUGGUUCUGACAAAGGCGCCUUUCUUUGGCUUAAAGAACAUUUUGCGCGGACUUCCUGCCCUGCCGCUAGAGACUGGCGAUUGGUCCGGUUUGCUCGGGGGACCUUUUGAAAACCUGCGACUGGACAGUCAAAAGUCAACUUUACUGGUCUGGAUCCCCGGUGUCCGUCUGCCUCUGUCGCCGUUACUACUCUUAAGGGACAGAAAGCAAGCAGAGUCCAACUUUGGCUUAGCUUUCCUGGAGCGCGUCACACCCAAUCCAUUUUUGGCCCCACUGUUAAAACCACUGGCAGUUGUGAUUAUUCCACUCCUUGAUGUCUCUUCAAGCACUGUGCCCAUGACCUCCUCCGGAGAGGUCUUCUUACAAGUCGGAUUUGUCAAGAGCGCUACAAGCCCAUGGACAGUUUCAUUGCCCCCCGCCCCACCCGAGUUGCCGCUGAUCACGAUUCCAUCAGUGGUUUCCCAAGUUUGCUAGUUCCUUCCUUUGCUCACUUGUGGCCCUUCUAUAAAGCAGGCCAGACAAUCUAGGAAAAUCCAGUAUAAUGGGCUUGGGAAGUGGUUUUUUGUUGUUUUGGAAGGGGAAUUGAUAAUAAGAGUGCUGGUUUCAGAGAUUUUCUUCCGAAUUAGAUUCUUCCUCCCUUUUCAUUUCUUGAGCGUUUUUUGAACACACAAAUAUUCCUUCUCUCUUCCCUUCCACCCCAUCCCCCCUCCCCCCAAAAUGGAAUGGUAAAAGAACCCCCCUCAUACGUUGAAUGCCUACCUGGGAUGCUGAUGUUACUUGAACAUGGAUAAUGGCAAGGAAAACGCCCGGCAAGAUGUGGAUUUUGCAAUCUGGACAUUACCUCUGAUGUAUUUGUAAAGAGUUUUCUUUUUCUUUUUGGACAGGAUGUGGGGAGGGCAGUUUUGGUGCAAUGUCUGUGGGUGGGGUGGGGUGGGGGCAGUAAACGGAAUUUGAAUUUGAGCAGAAUUCUGAAUAUCAGGCUAAGCCCAGUCCGUUGUAUUUCCUCCCCAGAUUCCCCUGAAACGCCGUCAGAAUUUUGUGGAUUGUUCUGGGGUGCGAGGGGAAGACGCGUCGAGAGAGUACAAUCUUAAAGCCUAAUCAGUUUGCUUCCCCCCCACCCCUUUUGAAAAGAUCUUAUGUAAAGUAGAAUUUAACUUUGGCAUGAUCAUUUUCCUUUAAUAAAGCAAAAGCAUACCAAGAAGUUGAAUUACGGGCAUGAAGAAAAAAACAACAACAACCAAGAACCUUUUAUUUUCUUUCUUUCUUUCUAAAUUAAAAAAAAGCAAAACAGUAAUAUGGUUAUAGUAGCUGAGCUGAAGUUCUCUCCUUUAAGCAAGUAUGGCUUGUUUGGGGGGCAGGUGGGUUAGUAUUAAUAUGGAAUAUGUAACUCUGUGCCAUUUCCUUGACUCUGGAGGAGCGCGGGGAGAGCUCUGUUACUGCUGCAGGGCUCCUGAGACCAGCCUUCACCAACCUCGUGCCUUCCAGAGGUCGAUGGACUACAAUUCCCAUCAGCCCCUGCCAGCGUGCUGGCUGAGGCUCAUGGGAGUUGUAGUCCCAGCAACCUGCGGAGGGCACAAAGUUGGCGAAGUUGGCCUUAGAGAUGCUCUCUGCUUGUGUGGUGGCCUCUUAGGUGCUAUUUAGGUCUAGAUUUUGAGUGCUGAGGUGGCAGUGGUGAUGGUGGUACCGAUUUAAACAAAAUAAAUUGUAUUUUUUCAAUAUUGUAUAUACAAAUAUUAGUGUUCUAAUUCCCUUUACUUUACGCAGGUAACUUUUUCCUUGG